Messenger RNA from Staurois parvus, 348 nucleotides. Lineage: Eukaryota; Metazoa; Chordata; Amphibia; Anura; Ranidae. The record is from the annotation of a GenBank genome assembly.
UCAUGCUGCUGCCAGGUCCACAGUGUCUCAUGGGUCCCUGUACGGCCUCCCAUUGCUGCUGUCUCCAUCGCCACACUCUGCUCCAUGUGCCACUUUCAGGUCUCCUCACACACUGCUGGUGUGUUCCAUUUUUUGUCAUAGGGUGCUGGCAGAUUACGGGCCUCCCAUAGCUGCUGCCAGGCCCCUAAUCUGCCAUGGGCCCCUGUACCGCCUCCUCAUGCUGCUGCCAGGUCCACAGUGUCUCAUGGGUCCCUGUACCGCCUCCCAUUGCUGCUGUCUCCAUCGCCACACUCUGCCAUGUGCCACUUUCAGGUCUCCUCACACUGCUGGUGGGUUCCAUUUUUUGUC